UUUAAGUAUAUCUGCCUCCAAGUUUCCCGUCUACGAUGACAACCUGAGACCAUCAUCUUAUUCCGCUGCAGAGAAGAAUAUGGAACAUGUUUUACCUUCACUCUUCUACCUCCAACAUCUCCGCUCCACAUCCUAGGCAGAAGCCAGAUGUUUCCCAACUCUGAUACAUUGAAAAGUGUACUGUGGAUCUUCUCUCUUAAACAAUGUUACAAGAUUAAACGUUAAACACAACUAUGUCACUUGAUGUGUAUAUUCAAUGUGCCUAUGAGCUUUGGAUACAGCUUUUUAUUUCGAACAUUGUAGAUUAAAUUUUAGUUUUAUUUAAAAGUGUAUUUUAACUAGAUUUUUUUUUUUGUUGGUCCCCAUGUUUCCAAAGGUUACAGAGAUGCAUGCUGCCAGAGGACUCACAUGUCUCGCUGGUUGUCAGGAGAGCUAAAAACAAAUGAUGCUCAUAAAAAGGGAGAAUAAUGGGUUACGAUUUGAUGAUAAUUCUGCAUAAGUAGCAAUGACCCAAAGUAAACAAACGCAUCUAAAAAAACAUCUAAAUUAACUCAAAGAUAGUGUCUGCUUGUUGGCUUUCUUUGUCCACUGCAAGGAACCAAACUAAAGAAAAAAGACAUCUUCACUACUGGUAUUAAAAAAACGCAGCCCUCCCAGGUGCAUGCUGGUCCUAUACCUGCCUUAAUCAUGGGUGUCAAUUGCAAAUUAUUCACAACGAAAACAAUAAGUGAAAUAAAUAACCCCUACACUGUUUAUUGUACACGGCAAUAGUUAUUCAAGAAAACAUGUUGAGUACAGGAGGAGGGGAGCAAUACGGGACAAAAUAAAAUGAUCCUCUUUUAUUUUGUCCCACACGGAUUUCCAUACCAGGGAAAUAACUUAACAGGAAGUGCGUCACGUGACAAAACGGACUUCGUGAAAAAUCUGAUUUCUAGUCUGACAAACAGCAUAUUUCGUGAAGCAGGUAAACACGCAGAACUAAUUAACCGUGUGGUCAAUGCUAAGAACUAACCAACUACUUAGUUCAUCAACCGGCUUGUCACCGACGACGGAAACCGUUACCUCGUCGCAUCCUUUACGUUCCGGAGCGAGCCUGCACGAUGAGACUGGUCAUUCUGGAUGACUAUGAUCUGGCCAGUGAAUGGGCAGCGAAAUACAUCCGCAACCGAAUCAUCCAGUUCAAGCCCUCCGCGGAGAGAUACUUCACUCUGGGCUUGCCUACGGGGAGCACCCCCUACGGCUGUUACCAGAAGUUAAUAGAAUACCACAAAAGUGGAGAUAUCUCAUUCAAACACGUGAAGACCUUCAACAUGGAUGAAUAUGUCGGUCUACCUCGUGCUCAUCCCGAGAGCUACCACUCCUACAUGUGGAACAACUUUUUCAAGCACAUCGACAUUGAUCCGGCCAACGCUCACAUCCUGGACGGAAACGCAGAGGAUCUGGAUGCAGAAUGUCAGGCCUACGAGCAGAAGAUCUCAGUGGCUGGAGGAAUCGAGCUGUUUGUAGGAGGGAUUGGCCCUGAUGGUCACAUAGCGUUCAAUGAGCCGGGUUCCAGCCUUGUUUCCAGGACCCGAGUGAAAACCCUGGCGAAGGAUACCAUUGUGGCCAACGCUCGUUUCUUUGGCAACGACCUCACCAAGGUUCCCAACAUGGCGCUGACUGUGGGUGUUGGAACUGUCAUGAAUGCCAAGGAGGUGAUGAUUCUGAUCACAGGGGCACACAAAGCCUUUGCUUUGUAUAAAGCCAUUGAAGAGGGAGUGAACCACAUGUGGACCGUAUCGGCAUUCCAGCAGCAUCCUCGCACGAUCUUUGUCUGCAAUGAGGACGCCACCCUGGAGCUAAGAGUCAAAACGGUCAAAUACUUCAAAGGGUUAAUGCAUGUUCAUAACAGACUGGUGGACCCAGUGCUCAGCAUCAAGGACCAGUAGAAGGAAGAGAACUGAAGAUGAUGUCCCUGUAUACAGCACGAGUGGGCGGCCCUAUUGUUCUGGUGCUGUACCCGAGGACCCGUUGAGCCAAUGUUUGAGUGACAGACUUAGCCUGCUCGUUUAGUCCAUGCAUAGCCUUUGGAUGAUGUCAGCAGAUAAUAAUGAAUGACAGGUCAACAAUAGACAGAUACAUUCCCUCUUUUUUUAGCAGUUUCCAUUUGAAGGGAUUGCAGCGGUUCACUUGACCUAAUCACCACAGGUCUUGGUGGUCCGUGGAUCAGUCGUCCUGACGAUAAACCUAAAGCCAUCAUUCUGUAUUUAUAAAAUGAUAAUGUUGAUUGGUGAUGUCUGUUAAACCAACUCAAAUAAACAUGGUCAGAAGGGACUUUUGACUGGUCAAACUUG
Pseudoliparis swirei is the source of this 2333-nucleotide messenger RNA. Its product is annotated as glucosamine-6-phosphate isomerase 2. The transcript is spliced from 7 exons. The record is from RefSeq and is a predicted model, not a curated record. Lineage: Eukaryota; Metazoa; Chordata; Actinopteri; Perciformes; Liparidae. Gene Ontology annotation, molecular function: identical protein binding; glucosamine-6-phosphate deaminase activity. Gene Ontology annotation, cellular component: cytoplasm. Gene Ontology annotation, biological process: N-acetylglucosamine catabolic process; D-glucosamine catabolic process; carbohydrate metabolic process. Bases 1101 to 1928 code for a protein of 275 amino acids.